Cydia strobilella is the source of this 3873-nucleotide messenger RNA. It is a transcript of the gene mars, whose product is annotated as disks large-associated protein 5. The coding region runs from base 103 to 2970 and encodes 955 amino acids. Gene Ontology annotation, biological process: signaling. The record is from RefSeq and is a predicted model, not a curated record. The transcript is spliced from 10 exons. Lineage: Eukaryota; Metazoa; Arthropoda; Insecta; Lepidoptera; Tortricidae.
GAAUUAUUGAAUUGAAUGCAGUUAUUUCAAAAAUUUGAUAGAUGAGGUUGUUUGUUAGUUUGUUUCUAUUCUAAUUUUGUUUUAGUUUUUUUCAGGUCAGGAAUGGAUACAAGCUUCGAUUUAGUGGCUCUACUGAAGCAGCGACCUAGUACUAAGAAGAGUUACAAAAAAAGGCCUACGCACUUUGUGAGCGCAGCCGGAGGGGUCCAAAAGAGAUUGGAGACUAAUAUCAAGAAUAGAAGGAGCAGUCGCUUCUCUGUCUUCGACAGAAUCAGAAAUAUCACAAUUUGUGACAGCCCCAAGGCACCAAAUCAGCAGAAACCACUGCAGAGAAAACAGCAGUUGGAGAAAUGGAAGGAAGAGAAGAACAAGAAAAAAAGGGAGGCUGCAGCACAGAAGAAGAAGCCAUUUGUUUCUGCAGUGUCUCAGAGAAAGACAUUUGGGCCUCCGCCACCUCCCCCUAAGCCAAUGCCAAGCACUUCAGGACGAGUCACAAGGUCCCAAGCUCGGCAAAAGACUGAAUCAAAGACGUCAAAUGCUCAAACAACAUCCUUUGCACCGAGUAAUGCCGGUUUUAAACCUUCUAUCUUCUUAAACACUGAAGUUCCCACCCUGGCACCUAUAUACAAAAGUAAAACCAGCAAAACAAAACCUAACAUUACUUUUGAACCUGUGCUACCCAAAAAAUUGCAGAAAGAGACCAGUACCACCCGAACAACAAGAGCCAGACUAGUUCCAAAUAAACCAGAAGUAGAUAACAAGAAAAAGCCAAAUGGAAAAACCAAAGCUAAAAUGCCAGUCACACCACCACCACUAAAACAGCAGAUGUUCCAAAGCAGUUCAUCUAGCAGUGAUAUGGAACAGCCAAGCCUACAAAAAACUAUUACCAAAACUCAGGAAAAGCUAGUGCUAAUGGCACAAGCCUCCACCUCCCAGGAUUCAGCCUGCGACUUACAAGAGACUGCAUCUAUGUCAUCCGAAGAAUCGCAAGUGUCAUCCCAGGACUCACAAGAUGCCUUAAUCUCCAUUGAUUCAUCAUUGUCACAAGACAUAGCAUCAAUGUCAUCACAUGAUGAACUAAGUACUCCGAGAAAUAAGGUCCCUAAGAGUGAGUCUAGUUCGGAAGAAAAGCUUCGUUCUCCACAGGCAGUUCAUAUGGCGCUGACUCCAGAACAGAUUGCAGAGGAGGUUAAGAAUAUCAGUCCGUGUGUCACUUUGUCACGAGGAAAGAAUAAUGCCAGGAAAGAGAUGAAGAAAAAACUGGAGGAAGGACUGUUGGAUGAAGAUAAUAGCAACAUGGAAAGCGUGAACCACUUCCGUCGCCAGCUGAACUCUGAGAUUGCUCGCCUUACUGCCAUGUGCAACACUUGGGACAAGGUCUAUGCUCAGACUGUACUGCCGGAGCCUAUCCAGGAGUUAGUGCUAGCAGCAGUAGGGCAGACGCGGCUGCUCAUGUCGCACAAGUUACAACAGUUCGCGGUGCUCGUGGAGAACUGCGAGCAUCCAAUACCCGGGGCGACGGUCGUCACCCCGGCCGACCUGCACGGCUUCUGGGACAUGGUGUUCAUGCAGGUGGAAGACGUAGACAUGCGCUUCAAAAGACUCGAAGAGUUACAGCUGCGGAACUGGAUCGAGGAACAGAAACCAGAGGUCAAGAAAGUGGUUGCUAAGCCAGCAGCCAAAAAAGUAGCCGCCAAGCCUACUGCAGGGCCCAGCCGACUUAGAGAGAUGAUUGCUGCCGCAAUAAAAGCAAAGAAAGACCAAGAAUCUCAAUCCGAAAACUCAACGGAGGAAUCUGAGCCAACAGCAUCCCCUGAAACCAAAAUAUUUGAGGCCGGUUUCUUCAGAAUCAGUUCUCCGAUGAAGCAAGGGUCUCCAGCCCUGGGCACACCCAACAACAAGGCUAGUUUGCUGAAAACUGUACUGUCCAGUGAGGCCAAGAAAUCCGUGAUUAAGAACUCGACGUCGUUCGCCAUGCUGCGAGCUUCGCUGAUGAGCAAGAACGUGGACAUCGAAGGCGUGUCUCCUCUCAUGCAAACCCCAACCAUCAGCCCAGCAUUGCCAUCAUCAGCAACGCCGGCUCGCAGCAUCCUGAAGAAGAACCCCGACAGCAAGAAACCAGACAUACGCAAGGCCGUGCUGUUUAAUGACGAGCCUUCCAGCCCCACCUUCAGCCAACCAGCCUUCAGCUUUAGUAGUUCCAGUCCCACAUCUUACACCAGCUGUGAGAAGACAGAAGCAGAAGACCCAGGAAUAGCGCCGUUGCCGGCCGAUGAUAAGGAGAAUACAGCUACGCCGAAACAAGCUUCGUCAAGAAAGUCAAGGAUAUCUCGACAAAACGCCAUAGAACAGUCCAGCCCGGACAUGACCCACAACCUGGUCGUGUACCGCAGCCCGAUAAUGACCCGCAGCCGACGCAAGAGCGCACAAACCCCCCUAGUACAAACUGAAACAGAAAAGAACCGCACCACGAGAAAGAGUGCACAAACCCCUUUAGUAGCGUCCGACACUAAUGUGGAGAUAAAACUCUCUAGAAGAAAGAGUGCACAAACCCCUUUAGUAGCGUCCGACACUAAUGUGGAGAUAAAAAACUCUACAAGAAAGAGUGCACAAACCCCUUUAGUAGCGUCCGACACUAAUGUGGAGAUUAAACUCUCUACAAGGAAGAGUGCACAAACCCCUUUAGUAGCGCCCGACACUAAUGUGGAGAUUAAACUCUCUACAAGGAAGAGUGCACAAACCCCUUUAGUAGCGCCCGACACUAAUGUGGAGAUUAAACUCUCUACAAGGAAGAGUGCACAAACCCCUUUAGUAGCGUCCGACACUAAUGUGGAGAUUAAACUCUCUGCAAGGAAGAGUGCACAAACCCCUUUAGUAGCGCCCGACACUAAUGUGGAGGAAGUGCAGGCGCAGGAGACUGAAACGCCUAAGCGGUCGACGCGGAAACGAAAGAGCGCUUUAGCUGUGUAAUACCUACACCAUAAGUGGUAAGAAUUUGGAUAAUAACUAGUUUAAUAUAUACCUAAGCCAUUGACAAGAUAAUACUAAGUUCUGUAGGCGCCAUUCUUUUAUUACGUAAGACGAUUUUUGCCAGUUUUUGACCGCCUCCCUCCCCUAUGUAAGAAAAGGCUGACCCCUCCCCCUUAUAUUGGAUACUAGCUGUUGCCCGCGACUUCGUACGCGUGGAUUUGUAUGUUGGUGGUUAUAUAUUUUAAAUGAGCAUAGAACAUUAUGCAGCAAAAGAUAUCAGUAGGGGCGGUAAAUCAUUUGUUAAUAAUUAUACAGCGCAUGAAAUUUGUCUUUAACAAAGUACGAAGUUUCAAGCCCCUAACUGAAAAAAAAUGUUCUCGAUAUAAACCCUCUCAACAAUCAGAUUUUCAAGUCCACUUUUUAAAAAAAAUGUUCGCUCCCGCUGCAAACUUUAUUAAUACAAACUUUUCAAACACGGUGCAAUCAGUUUUCGUCUAUUUUAAUAUAAUGCCCUUUUACCAAGUUUCAUGUUCCUAGCUAAAACGAAAACUUGUACUACAUAUAAACUUACAUCCCCUUUUUAACACCCUUAGGGGUAGAAUUAUUAAGAACGUUGAAAUAACUUUUUUGUAAUAUUAUACAAUGCCUUUCUAAAAAGUUUCAAUAACCAUUUGUAAUGGAUUCAAACUUUCAACCCCUUUUUUAACCAUUUUAGGGGAUGAAUAUUUAAAAACGCUUAAAUUACUUUUCUUGUAUUCUAAUAAUAUGCCUUUAUACAAAGACUGAAGUCCUGUACUCAAAAAAAGGUUUGAUCUCCAUACAAACUUUCAGCCUCUUUUUUUACCACCUUGGGGGAUGAAUUUUCAUAAAUGCUGAAAUGAGUUUUCUUCCCUUAUUAAAUAC